CAAAAAGCCUUCCUCUACGUUACAUGUAGAAGAAGAAGAAGACAACAAAAAGAAAAAAAAAAUGCUCCGAUCACGCAGCUGUGAGAUCUCCGGGAUCGAGUCGAAUUGCUCUGCUUAUCGUACAAAUCGUCGUCUCCGUGCCAGAUUCUUCCUCGAAUCGUUGCCAUUGAUGAAUUCCGUCGUGAGUUUCAACGAUGAGUUGGUUCGUUAAGCUUCGCUGCUCCUCCAAUCUCCGUUGAUUCGCCGCCGGUCUAUUCUUCUUCAUUCUUCAUCAUUCCUUCGGUCGAUUCGCUCAGAUUCAUUCCCAGUUUCGUGUGCGGGCGUAUUUUUUGUUUUUUCUCCGCUCCUCUUCUCAGAUAGAUUCUUCGCCGGCGUGUUCUGUCGUUGAAUUGCUUGAAUGGAUACGAAGGUUCCUCUUUCUGAUGAUCUUCGUGACGGUACAAUUACCCCUCUCGUUCAGAGGCAGAACAAUAUUCAGCCUUCAGUUAUCGUGAUCGGCAGUGGGAUAUCAGGUCUUGCUGCUGCUCGGACUCUCUCGGAUGCAUCUUUUAAGGUGACUGUUCUUGAAUCACGGGAUAGGAUUGGUGGUCGCAUCCAUACGGAUUAUUCAUUUGGCUGUCCAGUCGAUUUGGGAGCUUCAUGGUUACAUGGAGUCUGUAACGAGAAUCCUCUGGCUCCAAUAAUUCGCCGUUUAGGGCUUACAUUAUAUCGCACUAGUGGUGAUGACUCUGUCUUGUAUGAUCACGAUUUAGAAAGUUAUGCGCUUUACGACACACAUGGGCAUAAAGUCUCGCCGCAAUUGGUCACAGAAGUUGGAGACUUGUUCAAGAGAAUUCUCAAAAAGACGGAAGAAAUAAGGGAUGAAAGUGCCGAUGACAUGUCAGUUCGUCAAGCAAUAACAAUCGCGUUGGAUAGACAUCCAGAGCUAAGGCAAGAAGGGAUCGCAUACGAAGUCUUGCAGUGGUACAUAUGUAGGAUGGAAGCAUGGUUUGCUGUUGAUUCAGAUUUGAUAUCAUUAAGAUGCUGGGAUCAGGACGAAUGCCUUUCAGGUGGUCAUGGCCUAAUGGUGCAGGGUUAUGAACCGGUGAUCAGAACACUAGCAAAAGACGUUGAUAUACGCCUGAACCAUAGGGUUACUAAAGUAUCAAGAACAUCUAACAAGGUGACAGUCACAGUGGAAGGUGGAACCGAAUUCGUCGUCGAUUCUGCUAUUAUCACGGUUCCUAUCGGUGUUCUCAAGGCGAAUUUGAUUCAGUUCGAACCCGAGCUCCCGCAUCGGAAAGCUUCUGCGAUAUCGGAUCUCGGUGUUGGAUGCGAAAACAAGAUCGCCUUGCGAUUCGACACUGUGUUUUGGCCCAACGUCGAGUUCUUGGGAAUGGUCGCCCCAACUUCCAAGGCGUGCGGCUACUUCCUGAACCUUCACAAGGCAACUGGCCAUCAGGUUCUCGUAUAUAUGGCUGCAGGAAGCUUGGCUAAGGAUCUGGAGAAGCUGUCAGACGAGUCUACCGCAAAUUUUGUAAUGUUACAACUCAAGAAAAUGUUCCCCAAUGCACCUGUCCCGGUGCAGUACGUAGUGACGAGGUGGGGAACAGACCCGAAUACGUUAGGUUGCUACGCAUACGACGUAGUAGGAAUGGCAGAGGAUCUGUACGAGAGGCUCGGAGAGCCAGUGGGGAACCUAUUCUUUGGGGGAGAGGCCGUCAAUUUGGAACACCAGGGAUCGGUGCACGGAGCUUUCUUGGCAGGCGUCGACGCUGCUCGAACCUGCCAAAGGUAUCUGCUCGAAAAACUCGGUUCUUGCGAAAAACGCCGACUGCUCUCUCUUAUUCCAAACGACAUCCUCGAAACCACUUCUUUCCCUCUUCAGAUCUCAAGAAUGUGAACAAGUUUCAUGUUUUGCCCCUUUUUGGUUUUUAAAAUUUAAGACGAUGCUGUUCUGCUUCGCAUUGCAAAGCAAACGAAGCAGACUCUGAGUUUAUGUAAUAAUAUGUGUACUCUUUUAGACUUUUUUUUGGUACCUAUAUUAGGCGAA
This is a messenger RNA of Tarenaya hassleriana, 2032 nucleotides long. Its product is annotated as probable polyamine oxidase 4. Gene Ontology annotation, molecular function: polyamine oxidase activity. The record is from RefSeq and is a predicted model, not a curated record. Gene Ontology annotation, cellular component: peroxisome. The transcript has 10 exons. The coding region runs from base 398 to 1882 and encodes 494 amino acids. Gene Ontology annotation, biological process: polyamine catabolic process. Lineage: Eukaryota; Viridiplantae; Streptophyta; Magnoliopsida; Brassicales; Cleomaceae.